CAGCGCUCACGCCGGAGCCGCCGAGACAGCCGGUGGUGCUAGUAGAUGAAGUGGCGGGGGCGCAGCAACGGGUUCUCCAUGAGCAAGCGGCGGAGGCAACGGGUGCGGCGGCACCGGUGUUUUUCGGUCCCCGAGGAGGAUGAAGACACUGUUUGAAGAGAUCAAAGCAUCAAUUAAAAAUAACUAUAACCAAGAUCGCUCAUUUUGGAGGCCUGUUCUUCCCUGGGGAGGUGUUUUUACUAUCAAAGCUGGCCGCAAAGCAGUAUCCUGUACACCACUGUACGUUGAAAUAAGACUGAAAAAUACCUGCACCAUAGAUGGAUUCUUGAUGUUAUUAUAUGUAAUUCUUAAUGAAAAUGAAAAUUUCUCCAGGGAACUCUCUCUUCAUUUAGGUAGAGAGUUUGUAGACUGUUUUCUUUAUUUAAUGGACACGUACAGUUUUACAACUGUGAAGCUACUCUGAAUUUGGGACAAGAUGGAAAAACAGCAAUACAAAUCUGAAGUUCAUAAAGCUUCACUAAUAAUUGAUUUGUUUGGGAAUGAGCAUGAUAAUUUUACAAAAAAUCUUGAAAAUCUCAUGUCUACCAUACAGGAGAGUUACUGUUCCAACUGGCGAUGCCCCACUCGAGUGCAAGAAGAUCAACAGCGCACAAUUAAUAUAAAUCCUCCCCAAGAAAUACCACAUGGAAACUUGAUACGACUGGCUGUGGAUGAGUUAUUCUGUUCUAGGAUUGAACUGUGUGAAGAAAGUGGGUGUAGUGGCUUAAGAGAAUUUUCCCAACGAGUUUUCUGCCAUGGGGCACCCCCUUUUGUUGUCUUAAAUAUGCAGCAUUGGAAAUCUGAAGACCUGGCAUAUGUACCCUAUUACUUGGAUUUAUCUGAUCACAAGUAUUUAUUGGAAGGUGCCACAUUAUUUAACAAAGAGGAACAUCAUUAUUCUGCCGCUUUCCAGAUAGAUGGACAUUGGAUGCACUAUGAUGGCCUCAGAAAUGUGAAUUUAAUUUUGUUAAAUAAACCCCCAGAGUUUCUUCUCUUGUCAUCAUUGGUUUAUAUUCGAGCAACAGAGAAAUAAAUAUAGACUGAUGCUAAAUUAAAUUGUUUUCCUUGGUAUCCAAGGAAACAGUUCAACUAUACUAGUUUCAGGGGUGUGUUUUCCAGUAUUUUAGCCCCACGUAAAUGUUUUAUAUAGAGAAUCUAUGCAAAAAUGUUUAUAUUUCUUUUAUCUACAUCCUGGGUUAUUUUUAUACAAGCAUAUUUUAUGUUGAAAUAAAAUAUAUCGUGUAGCCUUUGUAUUUUUAUUUGUAAGUACCUCAAAGGUUUUUUAUAAUUCUAUUCUUGAAUCUAAGAAAAUACUUGAUCAUUUGAAUUCUCAGUUUUUUUUUUUUGAUAUCCAAAGAAAACCUGAAACAAGUCAGUAUUUCAGUUUAUAAACUUAACAGUUCAAAAUGUAUCUGACUAUAUUUCUUUGCCCUACCUCACUAUAAUCCGAAGUGCACUAUUGGACCUAGUAUGGACUUGAAUGUAUAACUUAUAGAUGUCUUAGUCUGUUUUACCUUUUGAUUUGCCUAAUUUCCCUACAUCAAUUUUUAAAAACACUUUGGUGAAAAUGUUCUUCUGGGCUUGAAUUAUUUCUUUAUAAUGACAAAUUACUUUAGCCAUUUGCUAAAAUAUUAUAAACUUGCCAGUAUUUUAAGUGGUAUUUAAGCCCUCUGUUAUUGUUAAUGGAAGUUAUUGUUACAAAUAAGUUAUAUAAUUAAUGUAAACAUUUAUCUCAUAAUUAAAUAUAAUGGAAAUUCUCUACUAAAAAUUAUUUUGCAAAUACAACUAUAAAAGAUAAUAGGCAACUGGAUGUUUACUAAUGUUGGAUUAACAAUAGAAAUGUACUUUAAAUAUAUAUUUAAAAGAAAAUGGGUGCUCAAAGACCCUAAGACUUUCUUCCUUUUGCAAUUUAAAGGAAAAAUUAGGUAAUAUUCCCAGUAGUCCAUCAUAGGUUCUGGGUUGGAGCUGAGUGUAAUAUAUUUGGAGAGUUUACUUAACAAUACAGUUCACUGCCAUAUACAAAAUUGCUAAGGUUUAAGUCUAUAAAUUAAGUCUUACAUUGGUUUGGUGCCAUGCUGAAAUAACUUUACUAAAGAAUGAAUAAACGUGAGUACAGUGUUGCUGAGAAUGACUCACUUUGAGCAAAUGCUAUGAAAAUUCUUUUUUACGCAAGAUAAAAAAUAGUGAUGUAUUUUCAAAAAAAAAAAUCACCCCAGGGUUGAUUUAAAUAGUUCCUCACUAUUUAAUGUAUUUAAAUAGGAUUUGAUUUACAAUAAACUUUUCUGGGACAUUUUAUUGCAUGAAUCAAAGUAUACAAAAACACAAAUAUUAGGAUAUACACAAAUGAUGUAAAUAACAAAUUAUUCCUGAUGCAAAUUUAUUCUUUUAGGAAUUGCACUUUAUUUGGAAUAACACUAGUUUAUCACAAAACAAUGACUUACCUACCUCACAGGGUUGUUGUGAGGAUUAAAAUGUUUGUUAAAAUCUUGACUACUCUUAACAUGCUAAUAAAAAAACAU
Manis javanica (Malayan pangolin) is the source of this 2558-nucleotide messenger RNA. The record is from RefSeq and is a predicted model, not a curated record. NCBI's taxonomy places the organism in Eukaryota, Metazoa, Chordata, Mammalia, Pholidota, Manidae.